Molecule: messenger RNA, 1140 nt
Organism: Daphnia magna
Lineage: Eukaryota; Metazoa; Arthropoda; Branchiopoda; Diplostraca; Daphniidae
Exons: 3
Coding region: 149-634 (161 amino acids)
Source: RefSeq, a predicted model, not a curated record
UCACGUCGUACACCUUGUCCAGUGACCGCGAUACGGUUGACAUGUCAAAGGAAAAAAAAUAAAUAAAUAAAAUAAAUAAAAAGGAGUGGCAGUAUAAAAAGGUCGAAGGAUAUCCAGCAAUUCUUCAGUCUCAUUCUCUCGCACAACAAUGAAGGUUUGGCUUAUCGUUGUUCUUCUGGCCGUCGCUGCUGCCACAGCAGCUGUAACUGAAGCCGAUGCGGCUGUCACAGAUGCAACUGUCACCCAACUUCCAGAAAUCAAAGCCGAUGCAAAAACCAACAUAGAUGAAGAUCACGAGACCAGUGGCAAAGAUGAUGUGGAGAACGAUGAAGGUUCGAACGAAUCUUCGUCUGAAGAAAACGACAAAGGCGAAACUCAAGAAGCUGUUAAAACGUGUGGCGCUAUUACAACCCAUAAACCGGUAGCUUGCCACGAAGCCCAGGCCUUACACCAAGCCUUCAACGUACGUGAUACCCGCUUACGUCAAGCCCACCUACGAAGUGACAUCUCCAAUUUACAGACCUGUUGUCACCACCGAAGCCCCGAAGACAUCAACUGUGUACAGCAAGGGUGUGUACGUCAAGCCGGUAGCUCCCGUCGAAGCCCCAAAAUACGUCAAGCCAAAGGUUGUUGAAGCUACCACGCCGAAAUACGUGCCGAUCUCAUUCGAAAAGCCAGUAGCCCCUCCCAUGAUAACCAUCCGAAAAUCCGGAUGGGUACGCGCUCCUGGAUACAAACUCGGAUACGCUAGAGCGGAGAGCAGCAAUCCAGCUGUUGUCGAACCGCUGAAAUACACAGCGCCAGCCAAGACUAGCGAAACGGUUGCGGUUGUCACGACAACCAAGUCGGAUGAGAAACCGAGCGCCCCUCGCCAGACUUACCCCAAGUGGUUUUUCAAAACCAAAUCGAUAGGAAACUAAGAGCCGGUCGUUCAUUCGUAGAAAGAAAACAAAACGUGUGUGCGUGUGUGUGAAGUAACCGAUGUAAAUUCUAUGAUUAUGCAAACUAACACCUUCUAGCGACGGUGUUGAUUGGAUUGUAAUGGUGGACUGCACAUUGGCUUCCCCUCAUGCCCAUUUUUGCAGGAUAUUUAUGUAAACACGUACUCCGCACUAAAUAUAUGAAAGAGUCUAAACUGAA